CCGGCAGUCGCACACUGAUUGCGUUCUCUGACAGCGGCUCAUGCGUAUGACGUCAUUGGCUGGGAGGUGACCGUUCUGCCGCUGACUGAAAGUGACGGAAAGCCCGGAUGUAAGCGGGAGACACCGAGCGAGCACCGGUAACCGGGGAGGGGGAUGACUACCCCUGCACUUCACCCCCCAGAAUAUGAGUUGUACGAUAGAGAAGGUCCUGGCAGAUGCAAAAUCGUUGGUGGAGAGAUUACGAGAACAUGACGGUGCCGCAGAAUCCCUUAUUGAGCAGACGACCGUGCUCAACAAACGCGUAGAAGCUAUGAAGCAGUACCAGGAGGAGAUCCUGGAACUGAACGAGGUGGCGAGACACCGGCCGCGGUCUACGCUGGUCUUGGGGAUCCAGCAGGAGAACCGGCAGAUCAGAGAACUGCAGCAGGAGAAUAAAGAGCUGCACACGUCUUUGGAAGAACACCAGUCUGCGCUGGAGCUGAUCAUGAGCAAGUACAGAGAGCAGAUGUUCCGCCUACUGAUGGCGAGCAAGAAAGACGACCCGGGGAUAAUUGUGAAACUGAAAGAGCAGCAUUCCAAGGAAUUACAAAGCCACAUUGAUAAAAUCACUGAGAUGACCGCGGUGAUGAAGCAGGCAGUUGAAAUGGAUGAGCAGCGCGGUAACCUGGAACACGACCGAAUCCUAAACCUUGAGCAAGAGAACAAGGGGUUACGGGAAAUCCUGCAGAUCACACGGGAAUCGUUCCUCAGUCUCAGAAAGGAGGACGCGCUGGACAACCAGUCUCUGUCCAUCUUGGUACACAGCGCUGAUCUCAGCCUACGGAAGAGCUGAGACUGCCCGCCACCAGGCUUACGUCCUCAGCGUUGGCGUGUACAGAACCAGAGACAAGCUAAAUAUACAGACUGACUCUUCUGCCCUCUACUGGUACACUGGAAAACUGACAUUUCAUCUAAUCAAAGAUCUCCAAAAAUUGUCCUUACUUUAGAUGCAACGUUGCAUGAAACCGGAGACUUUAUUUUACUACUAGCACAAGAUGGCGGCAUUUAUGUAUAGGGCAUUGUACAGUCGACACCUAUUUUUGCUUGGAAACUUGAAAAAUCCUAAAGUGCUAUUUUUUAAAGGAAAAGUAUCGGCAAGAAGAAUAGGAAGACUGAGAAAUAAUUUUCUUUAUGGCAUGGAAGGAAGUGUCAUGGAAGAGAAUAGAUGAUCAUUACAUUCCUUCAAAUAUCCGUACAGUUCUGUAUUUAACGGGAGGAAUCACUUAUUCACUUAUCACCUACGUGGCGUCGAGGCGGCCAUUUUGUUGGUUGACCCAACAUAUUUAUGACCAUGCAGCCCAUGUGUCUCGUGAAUUCAUAGGCUGCAUUUACCUGAAGAUUUCUUGGUUCAUACCCACAGAAUGGCUCCCCCUACUGUUGUAAGUGAUGGGUGCAAGUAAAGAUAUUUUAUUUAUGGUUGGUUCAGAGUGUCUGUAUGCAAUUUCUGUUGUUGCUGUUGUAUGUGACUGCGUCGGCGAUCGUGCUCAGAGAUACCACUAUUUUAGACGUUGAUGAAUCAUUGUGUAGUUAACACAUUAAACAUAUAUUUGGUUA
Pseudophryne corroboree (corroboree frog) is the source of this 1593-nucleotide messenger RNA. It is a transcript of the gene FGFR1OP2, whose product is annotated as FGFR1 oncogene partner 2. Lineage: Eukaryota; Metazoa; Chordata; Amphibia; Anura; Myobatrachidae. Gene Ontology annotation, biological process: response to wounding. The transcript is spliced from 6 exons. The record is from RefSeq and is a predicted model, not a curated record. Bases 185 to 832 code for a protein of 215 amino acids.